UAAAAAAAAAAAUGGAAUUUCAUCCUGCAGCGACUCCAGUUUAGCUGUCACAAUCGCUACAACCUUCUUUCUGGGUUCAUCGAAGAUCAGCUCAUCUUCACCCAAAAGCCAUCAAAAACCUCAGAGAUAACAAUGCCAAAAGAUAGACGAGAACGUUCAUUGUCUGCCGGUAAAUCCCGGGCUUCUCCAUAUCGAUGCAGCUCCAGUCACCCGAAACGAUCAUCAAUUAAAAACCCAUUAGAGAGUGAAGAAAAUCAAAAAGAAUGGGAAGAUGCUAGGUGUCCAGUGUGUAUGGAACAUCCUCACAAUGCAAUUCUUCUUCUAUGUUCUUCUCACAAUAAGGGUUGCCGUCCUUAUAUGUGUGACACAAGCUACCGUCACUCAAAUUGUUUUGACCAAUUUCGUAAAUCAUUUUCUGAAGGUCAGCCAUCAGCCGCAUUGACUGAUGAGGGCCAACAGUCAGCCACUUCGACUGACGGUCAACCAUCAAUCCCUUUGAAUGAAGCUGGUGUGUUGUUGCCUGCUUUGAUUCCAGAAGCAAGUUUGACAACAUUAAAUGAAGAUAAGUUGAAGGCAAAGUUGUUAUGUCCUUUAUGCCGUGGGGAGGUGAAUGGCUGGGUGGUUGUGGAUGCUGCCCGUGUAUUUAUGAACACAAAAACACGGAGCUGUGCUAGUGAAACGUGUGAUUUCUUUGGGACAUAUACUGAUUUAAGGAAACACGCAAGAUUGGUUCACCCGCUCGUGAGACCAUCAGAAGCAGAUCCCGAGAGGCAACGGGAUUGGAGGAGGAUGGAAAGACAAAGGGAUCUUGGAGAUUUGUUAAGUACCCUUCAAUCGUCUAUGGGAGAAGAACGGGAUGAAGACAAUACCAGUAAUUUUUCGCUUGAUGAAGGUGGUUUGUUGACAUUUUUUUUCCUCAUUAGGGUUUUUCGACCUGGGACUAGGUCAAGAAGCAGGAGUUGGUCUGAAACUUCUCGAGACCGACCCCAUAUGACUGUUGGGAGGGAAAUAAGGACACGGUUGUGGGGUGAGAAUUAUAGCGAGGUGUCUAGAGGUGUUGACAAUGAGUCUUCUGAUGGUGAUAUGGGUUCUGACGCAUCUAAUCUGCUCCCAUUCAGUCGAAGACGUCCCAGUCCUGACAGUGAUGAAUCUUGAAACACAAACAAAGCCAUUGUGAAUUUAAAUUAUGUCCUACCGUCGGUCUAUUUGAAGGAGUGUGCAGGAGUUGUUGCAGACUGAUAAGGAAAGAAGGAAAGCAUCUGGAGCAACGUAAUUUAUUUGUACUCGUAACUUAUAGUCUGGGCUUUUCAUAUCUAUCUAAAUUAAUGAAUUUUUUUUCGUACCCUUCAUUUACAAAGCUCUACUUGUCUUACUUUGUAAGGUCUCUUGUAUGGUGUAUUUAUAGCAAAAAUAUUACGAGAGGAAAAAGUUACGAAAAUGAGCAUUUGAGUUUCCCCAA
Molecule: messenger RNA, 1459 nt
Organism: Erigeron canadensis
Lineage: Eukaryota; Viridiplantae; Streptophyta; Magnoliopsida; Asterales; Asteraceae
Exons: 3
Coding region: 133-1155 (340 amino acids)
Source: RefSeq, a predicted model, not a curated record